CCUCCUCCGCGCGGAAGAUGGCGGCGGAGCGGAGCGGCGCUGGCGGCUCCCCCAGCGGCCGGAGGGACGCCCAGCGGCCGGGAGCCGGCGGGCCGCGGCCGGCCUGAGAGCACCCCUCGGCACCGGGGGACGCGUGCCCUCCGCGAGCCCUGCCUUGCCCAGCCACCCGCCCGGCGGGGCCUCCGUGCUGCAGGUGGAGGGUGUGCUUGUGAGCCAGGCAUUGUUGGCUUUCGCUCUGUGUGCUGGCUUUGGAGCAGAGGUGCUGCUGAAAAGAGCAUGGCUCCUGAGAGAAGCAGCCAAUGAGUAUUUUUCCUUCACCAGACUGCGAUCAGAGGAUGCAAAGAGAAGGUGGCAUCAUGUGAAUGCAGAACAGCUAGGAGAGAAACAGGACACCUGGGAAGGCUGAGCUGAGACUGCUCGUGCUCAGGAUGACAGACUGAUUUGCUGUUCCAAACGGUUCAGGGAAACCUCACUUCUCCAAAAGACUUCCUGAGUGAGAGGAGAGGAGCAGGAGGAAGCACACAAGAGAGCGAUGGGAAUUGAGGGCCAUGGUUACCUGAGAUAAAUGGCAGAUCCUUGGGAGUCUAGCCUUGUACCUGUUCGCCUUCGCUUUGUUUCUCUCCGCAGCUGCUCUUCCUUCUCUGCGAGCUGCUGCUGGGUGCUGCCGCGCCGGCACUGGAGACCUCGGGAGCGCCGUGGGUGCCGCGCGUGAGGAGGGGCUGGGCAGCCCGCCUCACCAUGAUUCAGCUGUGGAAAGUGGUGCGGCAUGUGCGACAGCUGGAGCUGCACAGGUUGAUCCUGCUGCUCAUCGCCUUCAGCCUCAUCUCCAUGUGCAUCCUGGCCUACUACGUCACUAACAGUCCCAAAAUCAAGGAGCCACCGCCCCUGCCCUUCAGUGACUGCAGCAACCAGCAGCGUGUCUUGAUCCCACCGCAAGCCAGCUGGAGGCUCACAAAGUCUGUGGACACCUCACGCACAGAUCCUGUGGUGCUAGUCUUUGUGGAAAGCAUUUACUCCCAGCUGGGGCAGGAAAUAGUGGCCAUCCUGGAAUCUAGCCGGUUUAAAUACAGGACAGAGAUCGCCCCUGGAAAAGGGGAUAUGCCCACCCUGACAGACAAAGACAGAGGACGCUACGCUCUUAUUAUCUACGAGAACAUCCUUAAAUAUGUGAACCUAGAUGCUUGGAACCGAGAGCUGCUGGACAAAUACUGUGUAGAGUAUGGAGUGGGGAUUAUAGGCUUUUUCAAAGCCAAUGAGAACAGCCUGCUCAGUGCACAGCUCAAGGGUUUCCCCCUUUUCCUACAUUCCAACUUGGGGCUGCGGGACUAUCACAUCAACCCUAGUGCUCCCUUGCUCUACGUCACCCGGGCUAACGAGGUGGAGCAGGGUCCCCUGCCUGGUGAUGACUGGACUGUGUUCCAGUCAAACCACAGCACCUAUGAGCCAGUGCUGUUGGCCAGCACGAAGUCCUCAGAGUCCAUUCCUCACCUGGCCACCCACAAAGCAUUGCAUGCCACAGUGGUGCAGGACCUGGGUCUGCAUGAUGGGAUCCAGCGGGUUCUUUUCGGCAAUAACCUCAAUUUUUGGCUGCACAAACUCAUUUUUGUGGAUGCCAUUGCCUACUUGACCGGCAAGCGCCUCUGUCUCACACUUGAUCGCUAUAUCCUCGUUGACAUUGAUGAUAUAUUUGUGGGAAAAGAGGGCACUCGCAUGAAAGUGUCGGAUGUAGAGGCUUUACUGAGCACCCAGAAUAAGCUGAGAACUUUAGUCCCAAAUUUCACCUUCAACCUGGGCUUCUCAGGGAAAUUCUAUCACACAGGUACAGAUGAGGAAGAUGAAGGGGAUGACAUGCUGCUCAAACACAGGAAGGAGUUCUGGUGGUUCCCUCACAUGUGGAGUCACAUGCAACCUCACCUUUUCCACAACGUCACUGUGCUGGCUGAGCAGAUGAAGCUCAACAAGCAGUUUGCUGUGGAGCAUGGGAUUCCCACAGACUUGGGCUAUGCUGUAGCCCCCCAUCAUUCUGGGGUUUAUCCUGUCCAUACACAACUCUAUGAGGCAUGGAAAUCUGUUUGGAGUAUCCAAGUGACAAGCACAGAGGAAUACCCACACCUGCGCCCUGCCCGGUACCGGCGUGGAUUCAUCCAUAAUGGAAUCAUGGUCCUGCCUCGACAGACCUGUGGUCUUUUUACUCACACUAUCUUCUAUAAUGAGUAUCCUGGUGGCUCAAAGGAGUUGGACAAGAGCAUUCGUGGUGGUGAACUCUUCCUGACGGUGCUCCUAAACCCAAUCAGCAUCUUCAUGACGCACCUGUCCAACUAUGGGAAUGACCGUCUGGGACUGUACACUUUUGAGAGCUUGGUGAAAUUUGUGCAGUGCUGGACCAACCUUCGCCUGCAGACAUUGCCCCCUGUCCAACUUGCAAAGAAGUACUUUGAAAUCUUUCCUCAGGAGAAGAAUCCCUUGUGGCAGAAUCCCUGUGAUGAUAAGAGGCACAAGGAUAUCUGGUCCAAAGAGAAAACAUGUGAUCGACUCCCCAAGUUCCUCAUCGUGGGACCGCAGAAAACUGGCACAACAGCUGUGCACUUCUUCCUGACCAUGCAUCCAGCGGUCACUAGUAACUUCCCAAGUCCAUCCACCUUCGAGGAGAUCCAGUUUUUCAAUGGACCCAACUAUCAUAAAGGAAUUGAUUGGUACAUGGAAUUCUUUCCCAUCCCCUCCAAUGCCAGCACAGACUUCAUGUUUGAGAAGAGUGCCAAUUACUUUGACACAGAGGUGGUACCAAAACGUGGUGCAGCCCUGCUCCCUCGAGCCAAAAUCAUUACUGUUCUGAUCAACCCUGCUGACCGAGCCUAUUCGUGGUACCAGCACCAGCGUGCUCACAAUGACCCUGUGGCACUCAAUUACACCUUCUACCAAGUGAUCUCUGCAAAAUCCCAGGCCCCUCAGGAACUGCGCAACCUGCAAAGCCGAUGCCUGCUCCCUGGCUGGUAUUCAACCCACCUAGAGCGCUGGCUAACAUACUACCCCUCUGGGCAGCUUCUCAUUGUGGAUGGUCAGGAGCUGAGACACAAUCCUGCCUCUGUAAUGGACAACAUCCAGAAGUUCUUGGGAGUGACGCCACUGUUCAACUACACCCAGGCCCUCAGAUUUGAUGAAGCAAAAGGAUUUUGGUGCCAGCUGCUAGAUGGAGGAAAGACUAAAUGCCUAGGAAAGAGUAAAGGAAGAAAGUACCCUGAUAUGGAUUCCUUGUCACGGCUGUUCCUAAGAGACUUCUACCACGAGCACAACAUUGAAUUAUCCAAGCUGAUGAACAGACUUGGGCAGCCCCUUCCAACAUGGCUCCGAGAGGAACUGCAGAACUCCAGCUGGAGCUGAGAGGGACUCCCUUGCCCCCAGUGCCACUGGGAUGUGUGGUGCUCCAACAUGUGCUAUGAUGCCAUCUAUUGUCAAGCCAAAAUAACUCGACAAAUGAGCAGGAGCAGAGAAUGUGCAUGUGGAGCCCUUCCCCACCAUUGGGAAGGGCUGCUGCCUCUGACACUGCCCUGGAUAUAGAGUGCAAGUCACAUUCUUGAGUAUUAAUGGUGUGUUACACUUUUGACUUUUAUUACAGGAAGGCUUUGGAAUGCCUGCCCUACUUUUGAGCAGGGGAGAGAGCACCGUAAACACUUCGUUUAAAAUACUCCUCUCAGUAUAUGAAAUAGGCAGUAGCUGGAGGGUCAGCGUGUCACGCCUCUGAGUCCAGAAGUAAAGACUCAAGAGGUGAGCUAUUCAGCCCACUGCUGCGAAAAAAGCAGCAGCUUAAUAGAAGGGGGAAUCUAGUCCAGUGAGCCCCAGCCUGUAAAUAGACUACAAGUCUAUUUGGCAACAGCAAGGUACAAGAGCACCUUGUUCCUCCCCAUGUGGAGUACAGUGGCCAUGAUCAUGAAUUACAGUGCUACCGUGUGUGGCUGAUGGAGACUGCACUUUCUUGGAGACAGAUGUAAUAGACCUAAGAUUUGCCUCUCCUUACCUGCAGCACUGUUGGUCUGAUAGCUUCCAGUGACUGGUCAAUGGGCAGUGGGAGAAAAGGCAAAGCUGUGGCUACUGUCACCGAAUUGAUUUGUUAUCUUAGGGAAAAGGUUGCCAGAUGUGGCAACGUGGCGAGUACUUCUCUGCAGGGACUUUAGACAUUUCAAAAGAUAACCAAGGGAGCAGCAUGUCCCUUUAGAUCACUUUGGAGACGUGUUAGUGCAGCACAGCAGCUGGGGGAGGCAAAGCUCAGGUACUGUCAAAUAAGGCUGAUACAGCUGAAAGCAGACAGUUCAGUUCCCCAUUGUCUGAUCAGCUUAAAAAAAAACAA
Messenger RNA from Neopsephotus bourkii (Bourke's parrot), 4342 nucleotides. It is a transcript of the gene NDST2, whose product is annotated as N-deacetylase and N-sulfotransferase 2. The transcript is spliced from 16 exons. The coding region runs from base 739 to 3378 and encodes 879 amino acids. The record is from RefSeq and is a predicted model, not a curated record. Gene Ontology annotation, molecular function: deacetylase activity; heparan sulfate N-sulfotransferase activity. NCBI's taxonomy places the organism in Eukaryota, Metazoa, Chordata, Aves, Psittaciformes, Psittacidae. Gene Ontology annotation, cellular component: Golgi apparatus.